AUGAAUUAUCAGAACUAUGAUAAGGCUAUUGUACUGGUCUAUGGUAUCAAGCUAGACGGCUGGCCUGUGGGCCUUCCCUUCAUCGCACCCUCCCACUUGCACACUGUUGUGGAAGUUCACACACUCCGAGACGCUCUAAAGAUUGGCAGUUGUCAGUGGAAGAAACUCACUCAACGGGAGAUUGAAGACUUUCAGGAGGAACUCCAGAGGUGUGAAGAAGCAGGAGAGGACAUCGGUAUGGUUCGUAAGAAGCAUGCAGAUGCAGGCAAGCCCCGCAAG
Molecule: messenger RNA, 279 nt
Organism: Suillus subalutaceus
Lineage: Eukaryota; Fungi; Basidiomycota; Agaricomycetes; Boletales; Suillaceae
Exons: 1
Source: RefSeq, a predicted model, not a curated record